AUGUCCGAAGACACGUCUUCAUCCUCUGCAGUCAGCAGAACCUCGAACACGCUUGAGUAUGACCCGCUCGGGUUAGCGUCUGCGCUGAACCUAUCGGGCGAUCAACGGCGAGCGGCAACCGAAAUAUGGGAACUCUGGAAAGGCAAUCCACGCAAGUGUGUGGCCGCAUAUCGUACCAUCAUUGCGCACCAGCAGAUGUUGGCCAACACCGUAGACACGCGAUCACAUAUCGAAGAGCAGUUUCGCACAAUCGCGUCGCAGAUGAAUCUAGUCAUGCAAGCCGAUCAAUUGGGCGCCGGUGCCUGGAGUCUACUGAUCCAGGACGGAUUGCACUCACUAUAUCUGGAUGCGUUGCUGCUGAAUGUCGUCUGGGAGAGCGAGUCAGAGGAGACCAAGGUACUACGUUCAGACCUACUGGGUGGCCUGGCGCAUUGUAUACCUCACACCGAAAAGUAUCCGGAUGCGGCCGACGAUAUAUUACGUCGUGCCCCUUCUCUCCUCAAGAUUAUAUGGCAACAUCGCGAUCAACUCGACCUGCGGACGCUGGAUAUACACGGGUUUGAGAGGGUUUGGAAGGCAAUGCCAGAGCAAGACAUAGUCGAAGUUCUGCAUGCGUUUUACGCACUAUAUCUCAAGAGACACGCCGACCAACCUGGCCCAGAAACGUAUCUACCGCAGCUUGGGAUCUACUUCUGGACGAGAAUCAACUGGCGAGGGGAACUCGUGAUUCACCUAGUCAAACUUCUCAGAUUCCUCACCAAAGUCACGCCGCAUCCGCUCGCAGAGAGGGAGACGUUCGCCCGUGAUAUCCUGGUGAAGGUUGUAGGCGCCGACAAGUUCAUUGAACGCGCGGACAAGGACAUGCAGAUAGAGGAUUAUCCUGAUGAUUUAACCAGGACAAUUGUUUGGCUUCUCGUGAACCUCAACGAAACGCGUUGCCUACAGAUUUAUUUUGAUGCCAACUCUCCCUUACCGUAUGCUAUCGCUGCAUCUACCCGUUCCGUCGCAAAUCCCAGAACAACGCCUGUUCUGCGUGCUGCAGUCUUUACUGGCACUCUCAUGAUGUUCAUACACGACACUGACAAGACAAGGAGAUAUCGUGGCCACAAUGCUUUCGAGCUCUUGACGUGUGCCAUUGAUUUAUCGCUCGUGCCUGAUGAUGUAUCCGGCCUCAAUGAUGGCGACCACAAGAGUAUCAUAGGCGUCGUGAACAACCUCGCCGGCUUCAUAAUGACCUUGCGACGGCGGCCCACCCUCGACGCGCCACGAUACCUAGAGGAGCUUGAAGAUGCUGCACGACUCUUUUGGUGGCCCAAUCUCAAUCGCCUCAGGAUAGCACAACUACGCUCAGGAGCCAACGAACAGCAAAAAGAACUCAUCCAGUGGUGGAUCCGUCUGGGCAAGAGUCUCAGGCUCUCGGAAGAACAGGAGCGCACUCGCCUCCAGAGUAAGGCUGAACGCCACUGUUCGUGGCAAGAGUGUGAAUUUUCGAUGACCAAAAAAGAGUCCCGUGCGGGUUUGAAGAAGUGCGCUGGUUGCUCGCAAGCGCAAUAUUGUGACAGAGAAUGCCAGAUGAAUGACUGGAGCAAGGGUGGCCACAAGAAGAUCUGUAAGAGACUCCGGAAGUAG
Peniophora sp. CBMAI 1063 is the source of this 1629-nucleotide messenger RNA. The record is from the annotation of a GenBank genome assembly. Lineage: Eukaryota; Fungi; Basidiomycota; Agaricomycetes; Russulales; Peniophoraceae.